Messenger RNA from Nannospalax galili (Upper Galilee mountains blind mole rat), 7673 nucleotides. RefSeq names its product polybromo 1 (gene Pbrm1). NCBI's taxonomy places the organism in Eukaryota, Metazoa, Chordata, Mammalia, Rodentia, Spalacidae. Gene Ontology annotation, molecular function: chromatin binding; protein binding. Bases 441 to 5555 code for a protein of 1704 amino acids. Gene Ontology annotation, biological process: chromatin remodeling. Gene Ontology annotation, cellular component: RSC-type complex. The record is from RefSeq and is a predicted model, not a curated record. The transcript is spliced from 33 exons.
ACGCGCUGGUCGGGCCGGGCGCGGGGCGGGGCCGGGCGCGGCGGCGGCGUCGGAGGGGCCCAGCUCCCGGACCGCACCUGCCGGACAAAGGCUAGCAGCGGCCCGGAAGCUUUGGGGCGGCUUUCCCGCCCGUCGCGGGCCGGCGUCCCAGCUGUCAACGUUUCCUCCAGCCCGCGGAAGCAGUGACAGAUAGGAGUUUUGGAAAGAAAAGUCUUUUUUGACUCUCAGGUGGGGAGGAAGAAGAAUUUUGCAGACUUUGCUCUCGUGAGCCAUUCUUGGUUCCAGCUUGCCAACACUUGGUGUCACAUGUGAGCCUGCCACACGUGUUCACUCUCCAUUCCAGCUCUGUGAUUGAACUCUGCUCUUACUGACUAGGGGCCAGUUGGGCAGGCAUGCUUCAUUCCUGAAAUUAACAGUCAUUCCAUAAGAAGUUGGAUUCCAUGGGUUCCAAGAGAAGAAGAGCUACUUCCCCUUCCAGCAGUGUCAGUGGAGACUUUGAUGAUGGGCACCAUUCUUUGCCCACACCAGGCCCAAGCAGGAAAAGGAGAAGGCUGUCUAAUCUUCCAACUGUAGAUCCUAUAGCUGUGUGUCAUGAACUCUAUAACACAAUCCGUGACUAUAAGGAUGAACAGGGCAGACUCCUCUGUGAGCUCUUCAUUAGGGCACCAAAGCGAAGAAAUCAACCAGACUAUUAUGAAGUGGUUUCGCAGCCCAUUGACUUGAUGAAAAUCCAGCAGAAACUAAAAAUGGAAGAGUAUGAUGAUGUUAAUCUGCUGACUGCUGACUUCCAGCUCCUUUUUAACAAUGCAAAAGCUUAUUAUAAGCCAGAGUCCCCUGAAUAUAAAGCUGCUUGCAAACUGUGGGAUUUGUACCUUCGAACAAGAAAUGAGUUUGUUCAGAAAGGAGAAGCAGAUGAUGAAGAUGAUGAUGAAGAUGGGCAAGACAAUCAAGGCACGGUGACUGAAGGAUCUUCCCCCAGUUACCUGAAGGAGAUCCUGGAACAGCUUCUUGAAGCCAUAGUUGUAGCCACAAAUCCAUCAGGCCGGCUUGUCAGUGAACUUUUUCAGAAACUGCCUUCCAAAGUGCAAUAUCCAGAUUAUUAUGCAAUAAUUAAGGAGCCUAUAGAUCUCAAGACCAUUGCUCAGAGGAUACAGAAUGGAAGCUACAAAAGUAUUCAUGCAAUGGCCAAAGAUAUAGAUCUCCUAGCAAAAAAUGCCAAAACAUAUAAUGAGCCUGGUUCUCAAGUAUUCAAGGAUGCCAAUUCAAUUAAAAAAAUAUUUUAUAUGAAAAAGGCGGAAAUUGAACAUCAUGAAAUGACUAAGUCAAGUCUUCGAAUAAGGACUGCUACAAAUUUGGCUGCAGCCAGACUGACAGGUCCUUCGCACAGUAAAGGCAGUCUUGGUGAAGAAAGAAACCCCACUAGCAAGUAUUACCGUAAUAAAAGAGCAGUCCAAGGGGGUCGCUUAUCAGCAAUUACCAUGGCGCUUCAGUAUGGCUCAGAAAGUGAAGAGGAUGCUGCUUUAGCUGCUGCACGUUAUGAAGAAGGGGAGUCGGAAGCAGAGAGCAUCGCUUCCUUUAUGGAUGUUUCAAAUCCUUUUUAUCAGCUUUAUGACACAGUUAGGAGCUGUCGAAAUAACCAAGGGCAGUUAAUAGCUGAACCUUUUCUCCAUUUGCCUUCAAAGAAAAAAUACCCAGAUUAUUAUCAGCAGAUUAAAAUGCCCAUAUCACUUCAACAGAUCAGAACAAAGCUAAAGAACCAAGAAUAUGAAACUUUAGAUCAUUUGGAGUGUGAUCUGAAUUUAAUGUUUGAAAAUGCCAAACGCUAUAAUGUUCCCAAUUCAGCCAUCUAUAAGCGUGUUCUGAAACUGCAGCAAGUUAUGCAGGCAAAGAAGAAGGAGCUUGCCAGGAGAGAUGACAUUGAAGAUGGAGACAGCAUGAUCUCUUCAGCCACUUCUGAUACUGGUAGUGCCAAAAGAAAAAGGAACACUCAUGACAGUGAGAUGUUGGGUCUCAGGAGGCUAUCCAGUAAAAAGAACAUAAGAAAACAGCGAAUGAAAAUUUUAUUCAAUGUUGUUCUUGAAGCUCGAGAGCCAGGUUCAGGCAGAAGACUUUGUGAUCUGUUUAUGGUUAAACCAUCCAAGAAGGACUAUCCUGAUUAUUAUAAAAUCAUCUUAGAGCCAAUGGACUUGAAAAUAAUUGAGCAUAACAUCCGCAAUGACAAAUAUGCAGGUGAAGAGGGAAUGAUGGAAGACAUGAAACUCAUGUUCCGCAAUGCCAGGCACUACAAUGAGGAGGGUUCCCAGGUAUACAAUGAUGCACAUAUCCUGGAGAAGUUGCUCAAAGAUAAAAGGAAAGAGCUAGGUCCACUACCUGAUGAUGACGACAUGGCUUCUCCCAAACUGAAGCUGAGCAGGAAGAGUGGUGUUUCUCCUAAGAAAUCAAAGUAUAUGACUCCAAUGCAGCAGAAACUAAAUGAAGUAUAUGAAGCUGUAAAGAACUACACUGAUAAGAGGGGUCGCCGCCUCAGUGCUAUAUUUCUAAGGCUUCCCUCUAGAUCAGAGCUGCCAGACUACUAUCUGACCAUUAAAAAGCCCAUGGACAUGGAAAAAAUUCGAAGUCAUAUGAUGGCAAACAAGUACCAAGAUAUAGACUCUAUGGUUGAGGACUUCGUCAUGAUGUUUAACAAUGCCUGUACAUACAAUGAACCAGAAUCUUUGAUCUACAAAGAUGCCCUUGUCCUACAUAAAGUCCUUCUUGAGACUCGGAGAGACCUGGAGGGAGAUGAAGAUUCUCAUGUUCCAAAUGUGACCUUGCUGAUUCAAGAACUUAUCCAUAAUCUUUUUGUGUCGGUCAUGAGUCAUCAAGAUGAUGAAGGGAGAUGCUACAGUGAUUCCUUAGCAGAAAUUCCUGCUGUGGAUCCCAACUUUCCCAACAAACCUCCCCUUACAUUUGACAUUAUUAGGAAGAAUGUUGAAAACAAUCGCUAUCGGCGGCUUGAUUUAUUUCAAGAACAUAUGUUUGAAGUGCUGGAAAGGGCAAGAAGGAUGAAUCGGACAGAUUCCGAAAUAUAUGAGGAUGCGGUAGAACUUCAGCAGUUUUUUAUUAAAAUUCGUGAUGAACUCUGCAAAAAUGGAGAGAUCCUUCUUUCUCCAGCACUCAGCUAUACCACAAAGCAUUUGCAUAAUGACGUGGAAAAAGAAAAAAAGGAAAAAUUGCCUAAAGAAAUAGAGGAAGAUAAACUAAAACGAGAAGAAGAAAAAAGAGAAGCUGAAAAAAGUGAAGAUUCCUCAGGUACAACAGGCCUCUCAGGCUUACAUCGCACAUAUAGCCAGGACUGCAGCUUUAAGAACAGCAUGUACCAUGUUGGAGAUUAUGUCUAUGUUGAACCUGCAGAAGCCAAUCUACAGCCACAUAUAGUCUGUAUUGAGAGACUAUGGGAGGAUUCAGCUGGUGAAAAAUGGUUAUAUGGGUGUUGGUUUUAUCGGCCAAAUGAAACAUUCCACUUGGCUACACGAAAAUUUCUAGAAAAAGAAGUUUUUAAGAGUGACUAUUACAAUAAAGUUCCUGUUAGUAAAAUUCUAGGCAAAUGCGUAGUCAUGUUUGUUAAGGAAUACUUUAAAUUAUGCCCAGAAAACUUUCGAGAUGAGGAUGUCUUUGUUUGUGAAUCACGGUAUUCUGCCAAAACCAAAUCUUUUAAGAAAAUUAAGCUGUGGACAAUGCCAAUCAGCUCAGUUAGGUUUGUCCCUCGGGAUGUGCCCUUGCCUGUGGUUCGAGUGGCCUCUGUAUUUGCAAAUGCAGAUAAAGGGGAGGAUGAGAAGAAUACAGACAGCUCAGAGGACAAUCGAGGGGAAGACAAUUUUAACUUGGAAAAGGAAAAAGAAGAUGUCCCUGUGGAAAUGUCUAAUGGUGAACCAGGUUGCCACUACUUUGAGCAGCUUCGUUACAAUGACAUGUGGUUGAAGGUUGGCGACUGUGUCUUCAUCAAAUCUCAUGGCCUGGUGCGCCCUCGUGUGGGCAGAAUUGAAAAGGUAUGGGUUCGAGAUGGAGCUGCAUAUUUUUAUGGCCCCAUCUUCAUUCACCCAGAAGAGACAGAACAUGAGCCCACAAAAAUGUUCUACAAAAAAGAAGUGUUUCUGAGUAAUCUGGAAGAAACCUGCCCCAUGACUUGUAUUCUAGGAAAAUGUGCUGUGUUGUCAUUCAAGGACUUCCUCUCCUGCAGGCCAACUGAAAUACCAGAAAAUGACAUUCUCCUUUGUGAGAGCCGCUAUAAUGAGAGUGACAAACAGAUGAAGAAAUUUAAGGGAUUGAAGAGGUUUUCACUCUCUGCUAAAGUUGUAGAUGAUGAAAUUUACUACUUCAGAAAACCCAUAGUUCCUCAGAAGGAGCCCUCACCUUUGUUGGAAAAGAAGAUCCAAUUGCUAGAAGCUAAGUUUGCUGAGCUGGAAGGUGGAGAUGAUGAUAUUGAAGAGAUGGGAGAAGAAGAUAGCGAGGUCAUUGAACCUCCUUCUCUACCUCAGCUUCAGACUCCCUUGGCCAGUGAGCUGGACCUCAUGCCCUACACACCCCCACAGUCUACCCCAAAGUCUACCAAAGGUAGUGCAAAGAAAGAAGGUUCCAAACGGAAAAUCAACAUGAGUGGCUACAUCCUGUUCAGCAGUGAGAUGAGAGCUGUGAUUAAAGCCCAGCACCCAGACUACUCUUUUGGUGAGCUCAGCCGACUGGUGGGGACAGAAUGGAGAAACCUUGAGACAGCCAAGAAAGCAGAAUAUGAAGAGCGGGCAGCUAAAGUUGCUGAGCAGCAGGAGAGAGAGCGAGCAGCACAGCAACAGCAGCCGAGUGCUUCUCCCCGAGCAGGCACCCCUGUGGGGGCUCUCAUGGGGGUGGUGCCACCACCAACACCAAUGGGGAUGCUCAAUCAGCAGUUGACACCUGUUGCAGGCAUGAUGGGUGGCUAUCCGCCAGGCCUUCCACCUUUGCAGGGCCCAGUUGAUGGCCUUGUUAGCAUGGGCAGCAUGCAGCCACUUCACCCUGGGGGGCCUCCACCCCACCAUCUUCCGCCAGGUAUGCCCGGCCUCCCGGGCAUCCCACCACCGGGUGUGAUGAACCAAGGAGUGGCCCCUAUGGUAGGGACUCCAGCACCAGGUGGAAGUCCAUAUGGACAGCAGGUAGGAGUUUUGGGGCCUCCAGGGCAGCAGGCACCACCUCCAUAUCCAGGCCCUCAUCCAACUGGCCCCCCUGUCAUACAGCAGCCAACAACACCCAUGUUUGUGGCUCCCCCACCGAAGACCCAAAGGCUUCUCCACUCAGAAGCCUACCUGAAAUAUAUCGAAGGACUCAGUGCUGAAUCCAACAGCAUCAGCAAGUGGGACCAAACCCUAGCAGCUCGAAGACGGGAUGUCCAUUUGUCAAAAGAACAGGAGAGCCGCCUGCCCUCUCACUGGCUCAAAAGUAAAGGGGCACACACCACCAUGGCAGAUGCCCUCUGGCGCCUGCGGGAUUUAAUGCUUCGAGAUACUCUCAACAUUCGACAAGCAUACAACCUCGAAAAUGUUUGAUCACAUCAUUAUGUUUCUUUUAUAGAAGCAAAAGAGUUGUGGAACAGUAGCCAUUUUAGUUACUGGGGGUGGGAGGGAAGGAGCAAAGGAUAAUUUUUAUUGCAUUUUACUGUACAUCACAAGGCCAUUUUUAUAUAAGGACACUUUUAAUAAGCUAUUUCAAUUUGGUUUUGUUAUAUUAAGUUGACUAUCAAAUACACAAAGUUUUUUUGCAUAUGUUUCCUUUGUUAAAAACCAGUUUCAUAAUUGGUUAUAUAUAUAGACAUAGUUUAUCUUUUACUUGUUAAGGAACUUAGACCAUCAAAGGUUUUGGCUUGGCUUGGAGUUUUGUUUUUGGUUUUCAUAUGUAUAUGGAAAAACAAUGAAGAAAAAGGUUAUUGAUAAUUUGACAGUGAAAUGUGAAAUUGGUCCUAGUUUACAUCCUAGAGAGUGUGUGUAUGUGUGUGUGUGUGUGUGUGUGUGUGUGUGUGUGUGUGUGUGUGUGUGUGUGUGCGUGUGUGUGUUUCAUAAGCCUGAAUAUAUGAAAAAGCUAUUUCUUACAGGUAAAGUGCAGUGCUUUGCAAGGCUGUUUAGAUUAUAGAUGUGUGACAGACAUGCACAUCUGUUGGAUAACUCAGAGGCUCACUGCAGAAAUGUAAAGUCAGUGCUGUAUGUCCAUCUGCAGCCAGCAUACCCUCUGGAUAACUGGAGGGAAAGAGUAAUUUUUCUUGUGCUAAGUUAGAUGUCUUGUGUUGUCAGUGAUUUUUGCAGAACUUGUGCUCAGCUCUGAAUUCUAUUUAGUCUUGGCAGGUAAGUUUAAGAGUACUUUUGAUCUGCUUGUGAUUAAUUCAGUUUGUGCAAAUACAUGUUAUAUGGUUUGAAAUUUUAAAUCUGUUACAUUGAAAAACACUGAAGUUCAUCAUAAAGUAUUGAGGUGUACAUGGAGGUAGUUUAUGUUAAGCAUAACACCUAAUCUAAGAAAAAGUGUAAAUGGGUACAAACUGUCUUGAGCAAAAUUAUGCAAGGGUAGAUGUUUUGGAUGCUUUAUUUCCUUGUUAUCAGUUGUGGUAUUUUUUUUCUAAUUUUCAGGGUUGUAAUUCUCAACCAGAAAUACUUUCUAAAAUGUUUUUAAAUGUAGCUUGUGCUUUUGAUUAUAGGAGAAGGGAAUCAUAAUUUAAGAAAACAUUAACUAAAAAGACCAUUACAGGUCCUAAAUACUUGGAUUUGGUGACCCUGUCUGAGACAUGGUCUCACUAUGUAGCCCUGGCUGGCCUUGGAACUCACAAUAUAGGCCAGGCUAGCCUCAGACUCACAGAGAUCCUCCUGCCUCUGCCUUCCAAGUGCUGGAAUUAAAGGUAUGGACACCACACCCUGCAACCCAUCUCUUUCUCACAUAGCCCUAGAAUAAACACUUGGAGGCAGUAUAUGGUAUUCAGAUGGUAGGAAACUACAAACAUGGAACAUUUCACAUGAUGGUACGUUUUUUGAAACCUGCUUUAUUGUAACAGGGUGCUUGUGUUGUGCUGUUGCUUGUACUGCUAUUCACUGAGAAUGAUUCUCAAAGGAUACUUUUUUUCCUUUUAAAAAUGUAUGGCAGUAUGUCUAACUGCCAUGUUAAUCAUGAGAGCAAAAGCAUAUAGAGUGAAAAGUCCCUUGUAUCUUCUUUAAAUACGGAGGUCUUUAUAACUUUAAUUGCCAUUAGUCAGCUACUGGAUCUCAAUUUUCAUCAAGAAUUUUAAAUAACUUAAAAUUUUUAAAAAUGUACUGCAGUAGUAUGUCAGUACCUUAUUGUUAAGCUGAAUCAAAUAAAUCUUCAACUCGUGGUUAUUCGGACCAUUGACUCAUCAUGGACUGUAUAAUGCAAUCAGAUUCUUUUCCUUUCUAGGCAUCCUUGAAUGGCACCAAAGAACCCAAAACUUAAUUUUGGUUAAAUUAUUUAUUUAUUUCAUGCAUUCAUUUAAUUUCCCUUUUUAAAGGUCUGGAUGAGACUUCCUUUUGGGGGCCUCUAGAAACUUCACCAUCAGCCUCAGGAGCACUCGAAGCCAGAACACUCCUCCUCCAGGCUCUUCCCAUUACCUUGGUGCUGUAGGAACCAGGAGCCAGCCUCAGGCUCCUUAAGGCAGUGUAUAGCCAGCACAG